Messenger RNA from Colletotrichum karsti, 1035 nucleotides. RefSeq lists its product as uncharacterized. Gene Ontology annotation, biological process: L-threonine catabolic process; L-serine catabolic process. The coding region runs from base 1 to 1035 and encodes 344 amino acids. The record is from RefSeq and is a predicted model, not a curated record. The transcript is spliced from 2 exons. Gene Ontology annotation, molecular function: pyridoxal phosphate binding; L-serine ammonia-lyase activity; threonine deaminase activity. NCBI's taxonomy places the organism in Eukaryota, Fungi, Ascomycota, Sordariomycetes, Glomerellales, Glomerellaceae.
AUGGGGUCCCUCGGUUCAGGCGCCAAAAAGCCCUGGAUCCAGACACCACUCAUCGCAUCAGCACCCCUCUCCCGGAUAGCAGGAUGCAACGUCUUCCUCAAACUUGAGAACCUCCAGCCCUCGGGCUCCUUCAAGUCCCGCGGCGUAGGCAACCUCAUGUUCCGCGCCGCCGCCGAGGCCCCGGGCGCGGACGUCCACUUCUACUGCUCCUCCGGCGGCAACGCCGGCCUCGCCUGCGCGACCUCCGCCAUCGCCCUCAACCGCAAGGCCACCAUCGUCGUCCCCACGAUCACCCCGCCCCUCAUGAUCUCCAAGCUCCGUCUCCUGGGCGCCGACUGCGUCCAGAUCGGCGAGAACUGGGCCCAGGCAGACCGCCACCUGCGCGAGGAGCUCCUCGCCAACGACACGAACGGCGUCUACGUCCCGCCGUUCGACCACCCGCACGUCUGGGAGGGCGCCUCGUCGAUCGCCGACGAGCUGGCCGCGCAGCUGCCUGACGUCGACGUCGACGCCGUGGUGUGUUCCGUCGGCGGCGGCGGCCUGAUCAACGGUCUCGCGGAGGGCGUGGAGCCGAAGCGGUGGCGGAAGGGCGAGGGGGAGCCGCCGCGUCUGGUGGCCGUCGAGACGCGAGGGGCGGAUAGUCUGAACGCGAGCGUGCUGGCGGGCGAGCACGUCACGCUGCCGCGCAUGACCUCGAUCGCGAUCUCGCUGGGCGCGACGAGGGUGUCGGAGAGGACGUGGGAGGUGGCGCGGACGACGCCUGGGUUCUGCAGCGUGACGGUCAGCGACGCCGAGGCGGCCAUGGCGUGCGUGCGCUUCGCCGACGAUGCGCUGUUUCUCGUCGAGGCUGCGUGCGGCGCGACGCUGGCGACGGUGUAUAACGGCACGCUGAGGAAGCAGCUUGGAGUCGGCUUGUCGGAUGAGGAGUGGGCGAAGAAGAAUAUUGUGCUCAUCGUCUGCGGUGGUUCGGUUAUCACCAUGGAGAUGCUGGAAGGAUACCGUGCCAAGUAUGGCGAUGCGUUUGCGGCGAAAUAA